Somion occarium is the source of this 1864-nucleotide messenger RNA. The record is from the annotation of a GenBank genome assembly. Lineage: Eukaryota; Fungi; Basidiomycota; Agaricomycetes; Polyporales; Cerrenaceae.
AUCCUGCAUGCGCAGCAGGAAAAUAGCCCUGAAAUCGAUCGCCAAGUCAUCCAUCCUCAAGAUAGAACAUAGUGGUUCUCGCACACUAUGGCUGUAGCAUGAUCAAGGCUCUUUUUAAAGCACGAAGACGUGGAAACGGUACAUUGUCGCCCUGUUUGCUGACACACAUCCGCAGCGGUUCUUGAUCGACCGAAUAUAUGGUUUGAUUACCAUGUCGAGGUUUUGCAGCCAUUGUGGAAUGUGAAUCAUCUGGAUCAUUCGACUUCGAGUGAAGGUUUUCGAACGAUUAUAUGGUCCAAUAUCCCUGAGGUAUAGAGGUUCUGUGACCUUUGUUUUUGUACCCGAUUUUACCUUUCCACUCCUCACGCCAAGGUUGUCAGAUGAAUCAACCUUGCGGACUCGGGUGCAUUUCUAUCCUUAUACACGUGUGGAGUGGAUUGAAUUUUCCAAUGCCAAGAUGUUGCUGCGAGCGAAUGUAUGUCGUUGACGUGAGGGUUGUGUCAGAAAUUGAAAACGCCUUUUCUUGCACAAGUCACUGCACCUCUCUUGGCAUCUUCAAUGCAGGUAUAAAAGUGCCUCACAACCCGCUAUAUCCCUCAGCCUCACAGCUGCAACAUACUCGAUUGAACCAAAAGCUCUCACUUCACCAACUUCUACACACUCAUCCGAGUAGUUCAUCAUGCAAUUCAAGAAGAACUUCGUUUUCUUUGUCCUCGCCGCCGUUAUGACCUCGGCGGCGGCCAUUCCGGUCAACGUUGCGGGUCUUACUGUUCGAGACGCCAUUAUUUCUGGCGUAAGCGAGGUUGCGGAACCUGCCGUUCGUGGCAGAAGCACACUCCGCUUCGAAGCUCGCGAGCCUCGUCAUGGCAGUGGCAGUCGCGGUCGCAGCAGCGGUCGCCGUGAGAUCGAGGCGAGACGCCACGGUGACUCUGGUUCGAGGGGCCGCGGUAAUAGUCAUGGUCGCCGCGAGGAAAUCGAUCUUACCAAGAGGCGUCACGGUUCCGGUUCUCGUGGUGGGAGCCGUGGUCGCAGCCAUACCCGUCGUGAAGAGAUUGAGGCUAGGCGUCACGGUGAUUCAGGCUCUCGAGGCCGUGGCAAUAGCCAUGGACGCCGGGAUGAGCUUACCAAGAGGCGCCAUGGAUCAGGUUCUCGAGGACGCAGUCAUGUACGACGUGAGGAGCUCGAGGCCAGACGUCACGGCGAUUCUGGCUCUCGUGGACGGGGCAAUAGCCACGGUCGCCGUGAAGAACUCACAAAGAGACGUCACGGUUCCGGAUCUCGUGGACGCAGCCACGUCCGCCGGGAGGAAAUCGAGGCAAGACGUCAUGGUGACUCUGGAUCUCGAGGUCGCGGAAAUAGUCACGGCCGUCGUGAGGAGUUGACCAAGAGACGUCAUGGCUCUGGCUCUCGCGGACGAAGCCAUGUCCGUCGGGAGGAGAUCGAGGCGAGACGCCAUGGUGACUCCGGGUCCCGUGGUCGAGGAAACAGCCAUGUUCGACGAGACGAGUUGACGAAGAGGCGUCACGGCUCCGGUUCUCGUGGACGUAGCCACGUUCGUCGGGAAGACCUCGAGGCCAGGAGACAUGGCUCUGGAUCGAGGGGCCGUGGCGAUAGCAGGAACAGAAACACGAAGAGGCGUCACGGAGACUCUGGCUAUCGUGGUCGUGGUCGCAGCGGCAGCCGCUCCCGUACUUGAUUUCGACUUGCUGGAAUCAGCUCUGUUUGAGGAUCCCGUCUUUGCUGAAAAUGUGUAUGCUGCCGUUCUGAGUUCUCCAACAUUUGAUCAUCCAGUAAGUAUGGACAAUGUCUUUUGUCAAUUUCAAUAGUAUUUCCGUGGGGAAUAAGACACUUGACUUUGACCUCC